This is a messenger RNA of Oryzias latipes (Japanese medaka), 3716 nucleotides long. It is a transcript of the gene slitrk5b, whose product is annotated as SLIT and NTRK-like family, member 5b. The record is from RefSeq and is a predicted model, not a curated record. Gene Ontology annotation, molecular function: protein binding. Gene Ontology annotation, biological process: axonogenesis; positive regulation of synapse assembly. NCBI's taxonomy places the organism in Eukaryota, Metazoa, Chordata, Actinopteri, Beloniformes, Adrianichthyidae.
CCAAUGAGCUGACUCUUUGCGCAUGAAAUGACUUGACAUCCUCCCGACUGCCGAGCGCGUGUGCGCGCCAGCACGCAGGCACGGACGGGAGGGAGGAAGGGAGGAAGAGAGACGGAGAGGGAGGGAGAAAAGCAACUUUGUUAGCAGGCAUAGCCGCGUCUCCUCCGGCGCAGCCCGGUGAAAGAGAAGCGUUUGGCAGUUAUGGUUGAUCAGCAGUUCUUUCAUCCUCCUCCUCCGUGCGUCCGCGGCGGCACAGCCGCAGAAUAGAUGCUGUAUUUUGACUUAAAGGAUCAAUUUACAAAGAAGAAGAAGGGGAAAAAAACGCACCAAAACGAUCUUCAUCAGCCAGCACGAGAUGACAUUGAGGACACCUUAGCAGGACCGUGACUCCCACUUGCAGGAAAAUGCGGCUUUGGAUUCAUUAUAUUUUGCUGAGUGCAACAUCAGUCUGCUUUGUUGAGAUGUCUGGCCUCUACGGACAAUUAUGUGAGGAACUGUGUGGAUGCGAGGAGCGAGAGGGGAUUCUUACGGUGAGCUGUGAAAACAGAGGCAUUGCAAGUCUGUCAGACAUAAACCCAGUGCACUUCCCUCAAUAUCAUCUGCUCCUCACUGGGAAUCUUUUCAAGAAGCUCUCUGCCGAUGAUUUUGUCGAGUAUAAAGGACUUACAAUAUUACACUUGGGAAACAAUGAAAUAUCUGAUGUGGAAGCUGGAGCCUUUAACGGACUGUGGAGACUAAAACGAUUACAUCUCAACAAUAACAAAAUCGAUGCCUUGAAGGAGGAGUUUUUCUUUGGCCUUGAAAGUCUGGAAUAUUUGCAAAUUGAUUAUAACUACAUCACUCACGUGGAGCCAGAUGCCUUCAGCAGACUUCAACACUUGGAAGUCCUGAUUCUGAAUGACAAUUUAAUAUCUAGUCUGCCUGUAAACCUUUUCCAGUACGUACCAUUAACUCAUUUGGACUUGAGAGGGAAUCAGCUCAAAGUGCUCCCCUACACAGGUCUGCUGGAGCACAUGAACAGUGUUGUGGAGUUACAGCUGGAGGAAAACCCGUGGAACUGCUCGUGUGAGCUGAUUGCUCUCAAAACCUGGCUUGAGAGCAUUCUGUACACAGCCUUGGUUGGUGAUGUUGUUUGCGAGUUCCCCUUUCGGCUGCAUGGAAGAGACCUCGGCGAGGUUUCAAAACAGGAGUUGUGCCCCAGGAGAGCCAUCGCUGAAUACGAGAUGCCGCCUCUGCCACAUCUGAGCACUGAUGCAUACCGCAGGACGACGCCAGCUGCAGUUGCCGCCUCCUUCACCUCUUCUGGAGUGGCGAGAUCCUCAUCAAGACCCACCAAGGGACCUCGUCAGUCAGCCAAAUUAAAAUCAAGACCCACAGCGCGUACGCCUUCAAACAAACCGCAGAAUUUUGGUCAGAUCGUGUCUUAUCAGACCAAAUCUCCUGUGCCUUUAGACUGUCCCACCGCCUGCACCUGCAAUCUGCAAAUCUCAGACCUGGGCCUGAAUGUGAACUGCCAGGAGCGAAAAAUCGAACUCAUUUCGGAUUUAAAUCCCAAACCAUACAAUCCCAAAAAGAUGUAUCUCACAGGUAAUUACAUCACUGUGGUGCAAAGAUCAGAUUUUAUUGAAGCUACUGGGCUGGAUUUGCUUCAUCUAGGUAACAACCGGAUAGCUCGUGUUCAUGACAGAGCUUUUGGUGAUUUGACAAAUCUGCGUAGACUGUACCUGAACGGGAAUUUGAUAGACCGCCUGGCAUCUGAAAUGUUUUAUGGUCUAGAGAGUUUACAGUUCCUAUAUUUAGAAUACAAUGUCAUUAAAGAGGUUGCUGCUGACACUUUCCAGCACGUACCCAAGCUUCAGCUGCUCUUUUUGAACAACAACCUCUUGAAAACUUUACCAGAGGGGACGUUUAACGGCCUGAUAUUGGCCAGAUUAAAUCUGCGCAGCAACCAUCUGCGAUAUCUACCAGUGAGUGGUGUUCUCGAUCAGCUUACAGCCCUUGUCCAAGUUGAUUUGUAUGAAAACCCUUGGGACUGUGCUUGUAGUAUAUUAGACUUGAAGAUGUGGGUGGAGCAACUCAGCAUGGGCACAGUUGUUAACAAUGUCAUCUGUGGCUCCCCUAAAAGGCUAGCUGGGGAGGAUAUGAGAUACAUUAAGUCAACUAAUUUCUGCCCUAAUAACUCUGAUAUACUUGCUUCCAUGAUUCCACCCACUGAAGAGUUUUUUCCUGGCAGCACCAUCACUAUAGAAACAUCCCUGGACUCCAACAACCAUUACAGCACCAUUCCAUUAUCCGUAAUGAUUCUUGCCCUUCUCCUCAUCUUCAUUAUGUCAGUGUUUGUGGCUGCGGGAUUGUUUGUGGCCACGAAAAAGAGACGCCAAAAGACCCAAAACGAGCAGAACAACUCGGUGAAUGCAUGCAUUAGCUCCCUCAAUAUGGAAUACGGUCUUUAUAAAAAGGGAUCAAUUCCCAAAGUCAGGACAUCGGCUGGACACUUGUACGAGUACAUCCCAGCUCCUACAGAAUCCUCGAGUAGGCUUUCUGCCCACAGCCCGACCAACAGCAAAUCAAUGGACGGAUUCAAAGAUUUUGACGAUUUGAGUGGUCCCUUUCUGGGUAACUCUGAUGAAGAGGCAGCCAGUAAUGUGAUAAGUUCAGAAUACAGCGCAGCCACUCCAGAGCCCCUCAACAAACCUUCAACCCCUCGUCAAGAGGACCCGUGCGGCUACAGGGAGGCACUUGAGCCUGACAAGAACAGAUGCUACAGCGAUACAUUGCCUUGCAGGCAUGGCGCGCAUUCGUCAAACAGGUAUACCUCAGAUUUUGACGUGAGACAUCAAUAUCCGGACAGAAUACAACAGACUAUCUUAUAUUGUACAGCACCAAGUACUGUUUAUGUAGACCCUAACAGGAGCGAAUACUGGGAACUGAAAGCCAAGCUUCACAUCGAUCCAGAUUACCUGGAGGUACUAGAAAAGCGAACUACUUUUACACAGUUUUGAAGGACUUCCUGUCAUUAAGAGGGCAGAAGGGACGCUCUUUUCCUUUGGAUUUGUUUUAUUUGAAACUAUGUGAAACAAAAAAUACUCUUUAUGUAAGUUGUGGUAUGCACAUACUUAGAAGUGGUACAGGGAUGCACGACCCACUUUUUCAAGCAUCACUCUAUCCCUGUGUGGUUUAACCGUCCCGUUUAAAUGUGUAAAUAUUAACAGGGCUAUAAUGACUCAUCCUUUUGUCGACUUUUCACCCAGAGCUGAAUCAUUGACAGUAAUGUGAGAAUGAUCUCGAACUCUCAAAAGUUAGCUGCAUUUCACGAGUGUUAAUGAACCAUGCCGACGAUAUGCGCUCUCCCACAAAUAAAUCAAUGUUUCCUGACAGAAAUGCACAAUCUGCUGCCAGUUCUGUCCAGUCCGAUUCGAGCAAAAAUAAGCCCAAAGAACCAAUAAAGUCAAGUUUGGUGGAAUUAUUUUUAACCGUGGCUGAAGCUGCCCGUCACUUUGGUGAAGAGGAGCUGUGCAACCUUGACAUUUGGCAAAAAAUUAUUCGCUGACAAAACAAAUAGAGACAAACACAUUCAUGUAGGCAGUUUAUGUUGGUAGCUUCAAGGAUAAUUCUAUUCUGACAAGACUGUUAUUCUAAACUGCAGGACUCUCAAACUCCAGUAACGGCAAAAAACCUUUAACCAUCGAAGAUAAAUAACUAUUCAGAGCUUCACA